GUGGCUUCUCCUUCGUGAGGUGCUCAAUACACAUAUAGAGGGCUAACCCCCCCGCCUCCCCCCGUCGCCAGGACCGCAACAACAACAACAACAACAACAACAACAACAACAACGACGACGACGACGACGACGACGACAACGGACGACGCAGCCCCCACUAGUAUCUCCUACCACAUCCUCACAACUUCGAGAACAUCAGAUGCGACGAGCGAGACGGAGGUGCUGGUCCGUCGCCCUAGCCCUCCUGCUAACGUACGCCGUCGUCAGCACCGUCCUUUUCUUGCGGCCUCCGCUCCACCCGGUCGGCCCCUCCACCAAACCCAGCACCACCAUCUCCGGCAACCAGCGGACACGACAGCAACCCAGGCUCCGAUCGGCUUCGGGGGCCGACUCGAUCGUCUUCGUUGCCCUGGGCCCCGCGGCGCGGUCGGCCUCGCUGCUGUACGCCCUGACGUCGCUUAGAGAGGAGGGAGGCUGGGACGGCCAGGUGCACGUGGUCGUUGAGCGCGAGGAUGACCUGGCCUGCCUCUCGUCGUACCUUCGCCAGUCCGUCACGGCCAUCGCUAUCGCACCGCCGCCGCCGCCGCCCUCACCCGGCGGUAGUCUUCAUUCCGGUGGCGGGGACACGAGAGGGGUGGUGCAGAACGCCAAGAUGGCGAAGAUGAAGCUCCUGGACCUACUUCCGCCCUCGGUGGAGCGCGUGGUGUACGUGGACUGCGACGUCGUCACCCAGCGGCCUCUCGGGCCUUUCCUCGACGCCGUCGCCCGCGAGUGGGACGAGCUGGACAGAAAAGCGGCAGCGGCAGCGGCAGCGGCGACAGCUGCGGUGGGAGGGCCAGCGACAACCAGGCCGCCGCCGAAAAAAGGAGUAGUGAACUCACGCUUGCGAGGAGGGCGUGAUGAUGGCGACGAGGUAUUUGCUCCUCCUCCUCAGCCGAUGAGCGGCGACGGUGACACCAACCGACGGCCGCCGCCGCCGCCGCCGCCACCGCCGUCAACAGUGAUGAUCUUCGCGGACGCGGGCGGGCACACGGUCCCCGUUUGCCGGGGCUGCGACCGGGCACACUCGGGGGUGGUGGCCCUGGCGCGUGGGCACUCCGAGCGGUGCCUGAAGCUUUGGCACGACGCUUUCGAGGGAGACGGCGCGGGAAACGGGGGCACGUCCACGGACCAAGAAGCGCUGGACGCGGCGCUCGGGGAGGGGUCGGGCUGCGAGGCGAUCAUGAUGGGACGGUGGCACCUCUCGUUCAUGAAGGACGCGUUUGUCAUGGCCGGGCUGACGAGGACGAGCACGUUCGGCCACUACACGGGGCUGCUUCACCCGAAGACCCUGGGCAAGGUCUACCGGAGGUUUUACGAGUGGGCCCUUGGGAUGAGCUUCGAGGAGUGGGGGCAAGGGGAGAUCCAGGGCUGCGCGGUCGAGUGA
Molecule: messenger RNA, 1426 nt
Organism: Ectocarpus siliculosus
Lineage: Eukaryota; Phaeophyceae; Ectocarpales; Ectocarpaceae
Source: the annotation of a GenBank genome assembly